This is a messenger RNA of Aplysia californica (California sea hare), 1345 nucleotides long. RefSeq names its product sulfotransferase family cytosolic 1B member 1. Gene Ontology annotation, cellular component: cytoplasm. Gene Ontology annotation, molecular function: sulfotransferase activity. The coding region runs from base 19 to 915 and encodes 298 amino acids. The record is from RefSeq and is a predicted model, not a curated record. Lineage: Eukaryota; Metazoa; Mollusca; Gastropoda; Aplysiida; Aplysiidae. Gene Ontology annotation, biological process: sulfation. The transcript has 6 exons.
CCCAGGUAGGUUGAGAAAAUGAGCGAGCCGCGGCAUAUUGUGGAUAAAGAUGGCGGAAGUUUCCACGUGGGUGAUGCGGGCGAGGUCUGGUUCCCGCCUUUCCCUCUCCAGAACUCCUACACCGAGCAGCUUGACAUCAUCAAACGUGUCAAGAUCAGGGAUGAUGACGUCAUCAUGACGGGAUAUGGCAAGAGUGGCUCCCACUGGCAUUUCGAGAUCCUGACCAUGCUCAAGAGGGGUACCACACACUAUGUCACUCACAGCAAGCCGGACCUUAUGCUGGACAGACUGACGGAACAGGAGGUGGACAAUAUCCCCUCCCCGCGUGUGCUCAACACUCACGUCAACUACCGCUUCCUGCCCACAGAGGCUUUGGAGAAGAAAACCAAGCUGGUGCUGUUGUUGCGGAACCCAAAGGACGUGUGUGUGUCUAUGUUCAACCACAUGAGAGACUGGACCAAGGGAGGCUACAACGGCACUUGGGAGGGAUUCUUCAACACAUUCUUGGAAACUGGAACCUGGUACGGCAACUGGUUCAGCUGUAUGAAGGACUGGGAGAAGGAGUUGUCCAACCACCCGCACCACCCCGUGUUCAUCUCGACCUACGAGGCCAUGCAGAAGAACCCGGUGGAGCAAAUAGGCAACCUGAACGCAUUCCUGAACACGCGUCGUUCACCUGAAUUCUGUCGUUGCGUCGCCUACAUGUGUAACUUCCACAACCUGAAAGAAGCCUCCAAGAAUGUCAAAGUAGACUCUUUUCCUGGAGUGUGGAAAGAAGGGUCACCGGGAUUUUUCAGAAGAGGCAUAGUUGGAGACUGGAAGAACUGGAUGUCCGAGGAACAAAACAAGAAAUUCGAUGACAAUUUCAAGAAACAGAUGUCCGAAUCUAAACUGGACAUUGUGUUUGAGCUGUGAGAAAGUCGAGUCGAAAAUCCCACUAAAAUCUCCAUAGUUCUCCCAGUAGCACUGUCGUAAUUGACCAAACGUCUUUAUUUUUAUUUACAGCAGUUUCGAGAUAAAGAGGCUUUUUUCAGCGUCCUUCUGAAAUUGUGAACCCUAAUAAAUUCAAAAAUCUAUACUCUAGUCAAUUUCUCUUUGAUCUUUUUUCCACACAAUUAGGGUAACUGAUCAGGCUUUCGAUUUUGCACCUUAUAAAAAUAAAAGAACUGACGCCAAAAAUGAAAAAAAGGGAGUUUGUCAGCUUACGGCAGAGCAGACAUGAUCGAGAAUUCUCUAGAAUACUCUAGAUUAUUGAAACAUCUUUAAUACAUCAACUGAUUGCCUACAAUAAUGUAUCAUAAUCAUAACUUGUUGCACCUUGAAAUUAUACUUUGGUACAAUAUUC